Molecule: messenger RNA, 1146 nt
Organism: Cydia fagiglandana
Lineage: Eukaryota; Metazoa; Arthropoda; Insecta; Lepidoptera; Tortricidae
Product: glycine receptor subunit alpha-2-like
Exons: 10
Coding region: 1-1134 (377 amino acids)
Biological process (GO): regulation of membrane potential; signal transduction; chloride transmembrane transport
Cellular component (GO): synapse; neuron projection; plasma membrane
Molecular function (GO): chloride channel activity; transmitter-gated monoatomic ion channel activity involved in regulation of postsynaptic membrane potential; transmembrane signaling receptor activity
Source: RefSeq, a predicted model, not a curated record
AUGGCCGCUAAGUUAUUGAGCUUGUCUACUUUUUGGCUGAAAGUUUGGCUGUGCGCGACUGAUUUGUGUUAUGCACAGUCAACCGGCCUAACAUUCCAAGAUCUGCUACCAGACGACCCUCGCCUGUACGACAAGAUGCGACCACCUAAAAAGAACGACCAGCCGACUAUAGUGUUCUUCCAUGUCACUGUUAUGGGGUUGGACUCCAUUGAUGAGAACUCCAUGACUUACGCCGCUGAUAUUUUCUUCGCACAAACAUGGAAGGACUUCAGACUGAAACUGCCUGAAAACAUGACUUCUGAAUACAGACUUCUAGAAGUGGACUGGCUGAAACACAUGUGGCGUCCGGACUCGUUUUUCAAAAACGCUAAGUCCGUGACCUUCCAGACCAUGACCAUCCCCAACCACUACGUGUGGUUGUACAAGGAUAAGACUAUACUAUACAUGGUGAAGCUAACUCUUCGGCUGUCGUGCGCCAUGAAUUUCCUCAUCUACCCACACGACACACAGGAAUGCAAACUGCAGAUGGAGAGCCUGUCGCACACUACAGACGACCUCAUAUUCCAAUGGGACCCUGAUGUCCCUCUGGUGGUGGAUGAAAACAUCGAGUUACCGCAACUGGAGAUUGUCCACAACCGCACAGCGGAUUGCACUCAAGUCUACUCUACUGGCAAUUUCACGUGUCUGGAGGUGAUCUUUAAGCUGAAGCGGCGGCUGGGGUACCACUUGUUCAACACUUACAUACCUACUUGCCUCAUCGUUAUUAUGUCGUGGGUAUCUUUCUGGAUAAAGCCCGACGCUGCGCCAGCGCGCGUGACGCUCGGCGUGACGUCACUACUCACUCUAUCAACACAGCACGCCAAGUCGCAAGCACAGCUACCGCCCGUGUCCUAUCUGAAGGCAGUGGACGCUUUCAUGUCUGUGUGCACUGUGUUCGUCUUUAUGGCGCUGAUGGAGUACUGUCUAGUGAACAUUGUGCUCGGAGAUGGUGCUGGAAAACCAAAGGAGCCAGCCGAAGCCGCUAAAGCGCGCAUGCGCGCGAUCAACAUAGACCGUUUCUCGCGCGUCUUCUUCCCUCUUCUCUUCUCAGUCCUCAACGCUACAUACUGGAUCCACUUCGCGCAAUACAUCUGACUGCCUAACUAU